Molecule: messenger RNA, 1519 nt
Organism: Saccostrea echinata
Lineage: Eukaryota; Metazoa; Mollusca; Bivalvia; Ostreida; Ostreidae
Product: octopressin receptor-like
Exons: 2
Coding region: 113-1249 (378 amino acids)
Biological process (GO): neuropeptide signaling pathway
Cellular component (GO): membrane
Molecular function (GO): neuropeptide receptor activity
Source: RefSeq, a predicted model, not a curated record
UAAAGAGAUGUUAAUCUUGGAACUUCAAAUUCUGUUAUAUAAUGAAAGAAAGGCGAUUUGUGCGUGAUUUCUAAUUAUAACUGCAUUAUAUAUCAGUUUACAAGAGGACACCAUGGGCGUUGAAACAUUACAAGACUGGAACGAUCAACUAUCGCAAAAGUAUACAUUAAGCACGUGUAUUCUUUCUAUCUACUUGACCAUUGGUUUGAUAGGAAAUACGCUAGUGAUUAUAUUAUAUAAAACCAGAAUGAAUUCAAAAAAUGACGACAGAUAUUUUAUUCCGGCAAUAGCUAUCAUCGAUCUUGUUGGAUGUGUCUUUUCCACAACUCUGUCAUUGUUGAACAAUGAAAGGCCUGUGAUGUUUCCAGGUUCAAUUUCUUGCAAACUUAUACAGUUUGGAACGUGUUCAUCCAUUAUCGCAUCUCUUUUUAUGCUGUUAGUUAUAUCUGUCCAACGAUUUCAGAAAAUAUGCCGCCCAUUUGGUUUUCAAAUGAACUUGAAACACAAGAGGUUGGCUACAGCUGUGGCUGUCAUAUUGGCUUGUUGCUUUUCAAUUCCAAUGUUGCUGUUAUACCAGAAAAUUGAGGUAAGACAUGGGCCUAAAAAUAUAACAGGACAUAUCUGUGGAUCCGCCCCUGGAACUGAAAAAUUGGGUGAUAGUACUAGAGCUAUUCUAAUAACCGUCGAAGUAGGGGCUGUUUUCAGCAUGACAAUCUUCUAUAUUUUGGUUGGUCGUAAAUUAAUUGAACAGUUCAAAAUAUCACGAAAGUUACAUGACAUUAAUUCAAUAUCUGGAACAAGUAACAGCGGAAGUAACGAACGGACAACGAUUAGAACUGUUCCAUCAAUUGACGCAGAAUUGACAGAUAAUUUCAGCAAUGUCGAAAACGAUAAAAAGGAACUUUUUCAAGAAGAUUUACGAAAUGGUAAUCGAAGUAGCAUCCUACAUAGGGCCAGGUCCAAAGACAAAAAGAAACCAAUCAGUAAUGGCCGACGUUACUCCGUUAUGUUUAUGGUUAUAUCUUUAGUUGCUAUUGUUUGCUACAUUCCACCCUGGACGUUUGUCAUUCUGGAGGCAAAAGACGCAAAUUUUUGGAGAAGUUUGACCUUCGAAGAGAUUCAAGUUUUCCUGAUCAUUCGCAAUCUUUACAUCGUAAAUCAUAUCGCGAACCCUUUCAUUUACGGAUUUUUUGAUCCAAAGUUCAGACGGGAGGUGAAAAACUUGCUUUGUAGAUGUAAAAUUCGAUAGUGUAGAUGAUGGCUAAUUUUUUUCAUGAACUCUUAUCAUAAAGCAUUAUUUCAUGUAAAUAUACUUUAAAUGUCUAGCAAUGUUCCAAAUCAAGAAGUCAAUGAACUCGUUUUUAGUGUACAUAUAUAUUAUGUCUAUGCAUUAAUUAUUCUAGCAAGUUUGAAACAUUCAUUUAGUAUAAUCGUCUACAAUGAUCUAAGCUGAAAACUGUGGAUUAUUUGUCAGAUGUUUAUUCAACAAUUGGGAGACAUAAACUCCAUACGCAGGUGA